ACAACUGAGCCAAUGUGCUCCACUGCGAUCCGUCCUACCGACUGCGGUGCCUGGCAACAGAAAAAGACGUGAUGACGUCCUCCCCAGAUUGCGUAUUAUGGGAUGUGCGGAAUUAAACAACCAGAAGAGGACACGGGGAAGCCAAAAAUAAUAAAAGAGACAGAAAUAAACGAGGUGCAUGGUGAAUCAUGGAGCUCUCGGCUGUUGGUGAGAGCGUCUUCGCAGCCGAGUCCAUCAUAAAACGGCGAAUCAGACGGGGUCGCUGGGAAUAUCUCGUGAAAUGGAAGGGCUGGUCUCAGAAGUACAGCACUUGGGAGCCGGAGGAAAACAUUCUGGAUGCACGUCUCUUCGCUGCCUUCGAGGAGAGGGAACGCGAAAGGGAGCUGUUCGGACCGAAAAAGAGGGGACCCAAGCCCGAGACGUUUCUCUUGAAGGCCAAAGCGAAAGCCAAAGAAAAGACGUAUGAAUUUAGAGGAGAGGUUCCCAGGGGGAUCCAGGUUUCCUAUCCCAUCCCGGAGCCUGUCGUAACACCGAGGGCCCGGGAGGGUUUGCGCGCCGUGGUACCCACAAUCUUCCCACCGAGCGCGGUUAACAGAGGGGAAAGUGUCCACAUCCGAUCACUUGAACCAGAGAGGAGGCCCAGACCGACUCCCCCGGCUGCUCUGACACUCCAAGAAUCCGUGCGCCUCCCCAAAAAGAGAGGGCGCAAACCGAAGCUGCAUUUACAUUAUGAUAAAGAUGACGACAGCAGCUCAGCAGAGCCGUACACCAAACGGAGCAGGCUGCUGGAGGAGCCGGGGUCACACGGCUUGUCCAAAGUGUCCCGACGCUUGCACCAUCACGGAGAGACGUCGGACCACAGUCUCAUACAGCUGACCAAGAGGUUUCAGGAAGAGACCACGAUAACGCCCAAAUCCUGCAGCGAGCAGAGAUACGUGGGGGGCGCAGGCUUGUCGUACAGCCGCGCAUUCAGUCCAGAUGUGCACAGAUGCGACCAGGGGGGGCACAGGAGUAGUUGUGUGAUGUCUCUUCCUCAGUCCAGGAAACCAAAGCACCACGCCGAAUACCGGAGACAGCAGUUAAAGGACUGCUGUCCUGGCCCCGCUGUCAUCCCCACACAGGCCGAGACCAUCCACGACUCGUCCCCGCGGUCGGCCUCGUCCUGGACCCCCUGUUUCGCCAACGUGGACACUGUGACCGUGACAGACGUCACCAUGAACUUCUUGACAGUCACAGUCAGAGAGAGCAGCACGGACAAAGGCUUUUUCAGAGACAAAAGAUGAGUGUGUGCUUUGGAUGGAGCUCAGAGGAGGCUCAUGUAUGCUUUUAAAGAACUGGCUAACAAGCUACUAACUAACAUGCCUACUGUAAUACUCUAUUUUUUCUAUGUAACUUUCAAACUUGUACAUACAAAUAUUUAAUACGCAGCAGAGAAAAAUUAAAAAUGAACGUGACAUUGUGA
Messenger RNA from Scatophagus argus, 1462 nucleotides. RefSeq names its product chromobox homolog 8a (Pc class homolog, Drosophila) (gene cbx8a). Bases 189 to 1283 code for a protein of 364 amino acids. Lineage: Eukaryota; Metazoa; Chordata; Actinopteri; Scatophagidae. The record is from RefSeq and is a predicted model, not a curated record. The transcript is spliced from 5 exons.